AUGGCGGUGGGCGGCGGGUCGGGCGUGGUCAACCUGUACCAGUGCGGCGGCGGCGGCAACGGCGGCGGCAGCAGCGGCGCGUCGGUGCUUGAGGCGCCGGCGGCCGGGCUGUGGGGCGGCGGUGGGGCAUUUGCUGCGGCGCCGGAGCGGCCGGCGCCGUUCCGCUCGCUGAUGCACCUUACCACCGCGGUGGACACCCUGCAAUUCAGCGCCGACGGCCAGCUGAUGAUGAUGGCGUCCCGCAUGAAAAAGGACUCACUGCGCCUGGUGCACCUGCCCAGCGGCAACGUGUACGCCAACUGGCCCACGCGCCUCACGCCGCUGCACUACGUGCACUGCGGCGCCUUCUCGCCGGGCGGCGGCUUCAUGGCGGUCGGCAACGCAAAGGGGCGCGUGCUGCUGUACCGCCUUCAUCACUACAGCAGUGCGUGA
This is a messenger RNA of Monoraphidium neglectum, 432 nucleotides long. RefSeq names its product U3 small nucleolar RNA-associated protein 18. Lineage: Eukaryota; Viridiplantae; Chlorophyta; Chlorophyceae; Sphaeropleales; Selenastraceae. The record is from RefSeq and is a predicted model, not a curated record. Gene Ontology annotation, molecular function: protein binding. The transcript is spliced from 2 exons. The coding region runs from base 1 to 432 and encodes 143 amino acids. Gene Ontology annotation, biological process: rRNA processing. Gene Ontology annotation, cellular component: Pwp2p-containing subcomplex of 90S preribosome; small-subunit processome.